Molecule: messenger RNA, 4839 nt
Organism: Anneissia japonica
Lineage: Eukaryota; Metazoa; Echinodermata; Crinoidea; Comatulida; Comatulidae
Product: calmodulin-regulated spectrin-associated protein 1-B-like
Biological process (GO): cytoplasmic microtubule organization; negative regulation of microtubule depolymerization; neuron projection development
Cellular component (GO): microtubule minus-end
Molecular function (GO): microtubule minus-end binding; calmodulin binding; spectrin binding
Source: RefSeq, a predicted model, not a curated record
UCCAAGACAAGGGCCUCGUUACUUUGGUUGAUUCACCAAGCCUACCGAUUUGGACAACUUCCAGGAGACCUUGUCGAUCCAUUCUUUAAAGACAAGGAUGGACAUGACCACCUUAAACCCCUGGUCAUCAAACUACUAGGGAGCAGUGAGUUAUAUUGCAAAGCUAGUCAGCAGGUGUUUAAUUGUAAAGACCAGCCAUGGUCAACCCAUAUGAGUGUGAUGCAAGCCCUGUCUCGUAGGGGCGUGUACGUCUUGGAUGAGAAUGACCAGGCUGUAACACAAGCUGUACUUGCACAAACCACUAAGAUAAAGCUGCCUGCCCACCUUGCUAUGAUGGAUGCCUUAAUGAUGGCAUAUGCUUGUGAACUGGUGACUGUUGAGAAAAUAGUGCAUGCAGUCAGGAAAUUUACCAGUUUCAAUGCAUCUAGUGAGUUGCCCUAUGACAUAGAAGAUGGUUUGUUAUUUUGGUUGAACAAAGUAGCGUGCACAACUCAACAAAUCAUGGAGAAAAGGCUACGGGAACAACAGCAACAUUACAUAGAUAACCCUAUGCAGAAGAUAAGACUUAGAAGACCAAAUCUACCACCGAAAGAAAUGCAGAACAUCCCCCUGAUGGAGAACCUCUUGACUGAUAUUGGAGAUGGUUGUUCAUUGGCUCUUUUGAUCCAUUUCUACUGCCCACAGGGAGUGGACUUUGAAGAUAUUUCAUUGAACAAGACAAUGUCUCUGGCAGAGUCCAUGCACAACCUACAACUGGUGAAGGCUUUCCUUGAUCACUAUGUUCCUGGAUCAUUCCAUUUUUGUUACGAGGACCUUCUGUACUCGCACCCAAAGUUAAAGACUAAUAUCUUGGCCAUUCUGGCUGAGUUGUUCUACCUGACAGAAGUGGAAACACCAGACUGGGUUCGACCUUUAUACUUGCAACAACAAGAAGAUUAUCCUGGUCGCUAUACACCUCAGGUUCCGAUUAGUAACAUAACCAAGAUGAGUUUCCAAGUAGGCCAAAUGAGGCAUGCCACAAGCAAUCCAGAAAUAAAUAAGACUUUAUCAAGAGAACCGCUGUUACCCAAACGACAUCACCAACAGUAUGGCUCACAUGAUGAUAUCCUAGACCACCAUAAAGUCGAUGACAUCACCAUUAAGCAGUCUAUGCUAGCAUGGCAGGACAAGAACCAAUUGCUUACACCAUUGAAUCGAGUACAAAUUGCAAGCCACAACAGUGGGAGUUUACUUGCCAAUGUUAGCAUAGAUAGCGACCUAGAUGACGGUGAACAAACUCAGGAUAACCAGCUGACCUAUAGGAUGACAAGCAGCCAAGGUGCUCCUCAAGUGACAGCUAACAUACAGGAUCCAUUGGAUGAAGCUGAUCUGGAGAUCCAAAGCUUAACCUCUCCCAAGAGCUCAUCCCAGGGGUCCUUGUACCAAAAGGACAGUGGCGUUGACGUUAUGAAUAAAAGCGGACAGAGCUUGGCUAGUAAAUCAACCGGUGGUCCGGAAUAUUUCAGGCAAGAUGAAAACACAUAUGUAACAAUGAUGAAUGAAGAGAGUAGAAAGGCUACUGUAACCAGGAACUCUACAUUCCGUGUUGACAGACAACCACCAGUACAUCCAUUGGUUCCCAGCUCUGCGAAUGUUAUACGGAAGGAAACUUUUAGAGUACAUGAUAGAGACAAAGGAAAUGUUCGACAACGCUUUGUUUAUCCCCAGACAUCCUCAAAAGAAAGUAGGACUUCUUCUCACGGUCAGGACAAUUCUAUGUGUGGUGGACAAGACCAACGGAGUAAUCUAAGUCUGGUUGUCCAGCCGGUUGAUAUGAAACUGCCAAGACAAGCUGUAUAUACUGAUGGAAUUAUGCCAGCAAAUGUCCGACCCUUAAAAGAAAAAGUGAACUAUGUAAAUAAAGAUCAUGAAUAUGGUGAAACGUCUUCCAGUCACAGUCCUCGUAGUACGAGUAGUAAUGACUCCAGUCGCGUAAUGACAUCAUGGGGUCAAAGCCGGGGAACUUCUGGUACACCGGACAGUUUUGGUGCAGUUACUCCUCUCAGUGGAAUGAGCACAGGUUCUUUGACCAGUGCACCAAGUCAUGCAAGUGAGCAGCGAAGGGUUUUUGAGUCACCUAGACAGCAAUGGAACGCUGGAGAGCCUAACAUGGCUAAAGCGAGGGGCGGCGAAGCUUUUUAUAUUAACACAGAUGAACAAAUAGGGACUGGUCAGGUUGUAGAUAGUGGGUAUAAGAGACAUGGUGUUGGGGAUAGUCUCACUGUUAGUAGUAGAGUAUACAAUGUCCAACCAGUAGAGAUGUCAACGUUGCAACAUGAGUACAUGCCAUCUCAAACUAGAAGAUCACAUGAGUGGAUGGGGAUGCCGAGUACGUUGACUGUCGUCCAUGCACGCCAGUCUUCAGACCCUCAGCAGUUGCAAGCUUUUGAUCGCUACCAAACAUCGUCACAUGGGAUGGAACCUUUAAUCACACAUAGUCCCAAUUCAAGCAUACACACUGAACUUUCAAAACCCAAUCAAUCAUUCCAUUAUCAUGGAGGGAAGUUACAGAACCAAGGCUAUGGCCAAAGUACAGGUAUGGAUAUCUAUAGUGCUGGUGAUCAUGUGUCAUACUCCCAUUCUGAUAAAGAGUCUUUCAAACUUCAAUCUGAAAUGUUAACCAAAGAAACUCUGGCUGCCAAUGAGGUAACCACCUCAUUUGCGCCACUAGUGUCACAGUCAGCUGACCAAAUUGAUAGGCAUGAGUCUAUAAAUUAUGAUGUGUUCUCACAUCCAGAUGUUGAUGAAAGACUUGACCCCAUGCAUGUAGAUGUUGUAUCAAGUGAUGUAAAUGUUGUAAAUGGUGAAUCGCAUGGCAUGACUACAUGGAUUAAAAAAGUAAAGCAUGAAUCUGACUCUGUACCCUCUAUCGAUGCAGGUAACAAGACGGACAAUUCUUGGGAACCCUCUGCUUCAGAGAUGCUCCAGCUACGUUUGAAACUCGAAGAAAAACGUCGUAACAUUGACCGCGAGAAGCGGAAGAUGGAACGCAAUUUCAAUAAACAAAGGCAACGUGUAGGAAAGGCAGCUUUCAUGCAAAUAAUUAGGAAUGAAAAUAAUGAACUUGGCGAUGCUUGCCAUGAACAUCAGCAUCAGUUGCAAGGUGAUUUCACGAGUCAUGUGGAACCAAGUAAAAUAACAUUUGCAGACCUUGGGUCAGCUAAACAAAAUCAAAACAAAGUUAAAGAUGAACUAUUAAGAAAUGUCUCAAGUUUCCCUCAUACUGUCCCAACAGGAGGCAGUGCACCCACAGUGGGAGUUAUACCAUCAAUAGGGUCUGUGUCGGGAGUACAUUCUGGAACGCAUUCGCCACAUCUCACAACCGACGAAUAUAAUAAUUCAAUUGAGAAGAUGAAUGCUAAUCUUUCGCAAUUGCAGAAUGAAAUAACUCGAUUAUCUCAACAACACGAGCGGAUCAUUCACAAUAUUGGAUCUGAACCUCAAAGUGCAAACCAAGAGUCAAACCAAAUUUCAGAAACAAAAACAAGCUCUCCCUCUGGUGGAUUUUUCUUACAAAAUUCUGGACCAGUUGAAAAGACAAUAGAGACAGAUAAAAAUUCAAAUGGUUUUUAUCUUCAGGGCCCACCUCAAUCUAGUGAACCUCAAGGCUUUUACUUGGGCAAAGAGGAUAGAUCUAGCCCUCAAUUAGAAAAGAAUCAGUGUCAUGAAACAUCUGAAGAUAAAAAUGAUGGCUGUUCAUUUAUACUUCAUUCCCAACCACCCACAUUAAAUGUUGCUAAUGUUGAAGAUAAUAGUCACACAUCCAAAGAUGAUGCUUUCACUCAAAAUAUAAAUUACCAAGUACCUGAUACAAGUAGAAAAAUCAGUGAUAAUAAAAUUCCAUACGAUUCCAUAUAUGGGCUGUCAGAUCAAGUGCAAGGCAACGUUCCACAAUUUAAGGACUCCGAUUUUCAUCAUUAUAAUGCUAAUGUCGAGAGGGUAAGUAAACAUGCAUCAAGUGAGGUAGUCGCAGAUGUCGUUCCGCAACCUGUUAUAGAAAAUAGAGCUAUUGAAGAUAAUGAACCUAAAGUUACUCAAACUGAAGAUCCGGCCGAGCACAGAAUCGAAGGCUUGGUUGAAAAGAAACGCUUUGCUAAAUUUGAAAUCGGUAAUGAGGAUGGGGAAUUCAAAGACAAGGUUCGGGCACGGCCUAAACGAUUCUCAGUUAAUCUUGAUAGUAGCGAUAAUGAAAUCACAAUUGUCGAACAAGUACAUAAAGAGAAAAAGUCGGCAAAAUCUUCAAAGACCCCACCAGUGGAAGUAAGGAAAGCACCAGUAAAACCAGUUGAGCUAACACAAGAGCCUGUUAAUGCGGUACACGAGGUGCCAACGAAGGACCAAUCAGAAAAGAGUACAUCUGUUCUAGAUGAUGCAGAGGAUCAAGAGGCAAAUGUUUCACAUAACAGAUCAACUGGGUUUGUUAUAGAUGAAGAAAAGGUAGCUGUGGAUGAUAUUGCUAAGAAGAGAGACCAAUUUCUUAAGAGCCGCUUAAAAAGACAGGAAUUAGAAAAGGUAAAGCAAGCAAAGAGAGAGGCAUUGAGAGAGAAGCAAAGGGAAGAACAAAGGAGGAAACAGGAAGAUAUUGAGAUGAAGAAAGCUGAAGAGAAGGCAAGACGUGAACGAAUCCGCUUGGAAUAUCAGAUUCGGAAGCAACAGGAAGAGGAUGAGGCAAACGGGAAAGCUGCGAAACCUAAACAACAAAUGGUUUGUAACAUUACUCACAAAGGCUUCUUUGUUUACUUGCCCUUCUGUUUUAAAUUCUCUGUUGGUUUUAUUAUUUUGUUUGUGAACACUUUCUAA